AUGGGUGUCACUGAGAUCCUCUCCCGCAAGACCGGCGUCAUCGUCGGCGACGAUGUUCUCCGUCUCUUCGAGUACGCUCAGGAGAAGCAGUUUGCUGUCCCCGCCAUUAACGUCACCUCUUCCUCCACUGUCGUUGCCUCCCUCGAGGCUGCUCGCGACGCGAAGUCCCCCAUUAUCCUGCAGCUUUCCCAGGGUGGUGCCGCUUACUUCGCCGGUAAGGGUGUUGCCAACGGUAACCAGGAGGCUUCCAUUGCUGGUGCCGUUGCCGCUGCCCACUACAUCCGCAGCAUUGCCCCCGCUUACGGCAUCCCCGUCGUUCUGCACACCGACCACUGCGCCAAGAAGCUCCUGCCUUGGCUCGAUGGCAUGCUCGACGCCGAUGAGGCUUACUUCAAGCUUCACGGAGAGCCCCUCUACUCUUCCCACAUGAUUGACUUGUCGGAGGAGCCCGUCGAAUACAACAUUAACACUACCGCUGCCUACCUGAAGCGCGCCGCCCCUAUGAAGCAGUGGCUCGAGAUGGAGAUCGGUAUCACCGGUGGUGAGGAGGAUGGUGUCAACAACGAGGAUGUUGACAACAACUCCCUUUACACCCAGCCCGAGGACAUCCUCGCCAUCCACAACGCCCUUAAGGAUAUCAGCCCCUACUUCUCCAUCGCCGCUGGCUUCGGUAACGUCCACGGUGUCUACAAGCCCGGUAACGUCCGUCUCCACCCUGAGCUGCUCUCCAAGCACCAGGCCUACGUCAAGGAGCAGACCAAGUCCACCAAGGACAAGCCCGUCUUUUUCGUUUUCCACGGUGGCUCCGGUUCCUCCAAGGAGGAGUACAAGGAGGCCAUCAGCUACGGUGUCGUCAAGGUCAACGUCGACACUGACAUGCAGUACGCCUACCUGUCCGGUGUUCGGGACUUCAUCCAGAACAAGAAGGACUACCUCCAGACCAUGGUCGGUAACCCCGAUGGUGCCGACAAGCCCAACAAGAAGUUCUUCGAUCCCCGUGUCUGGGUUCGUGAGGGUGAGAAGACCAUGUCCAAGCGUACUCAGGUCGCUCUUGAGGACUUCAACACUUCCGGCCAGCUGUAA
Penicillium odoratum is the source of this 1083-nucleotide messenger RNA. Its product is annotated as fructose-bisphosphate aldolase FBA1. The transcript has 3 exons. Lineage: Eukaryota; Fungi; Ascomycota; Eurotiomycetes; Eurotiales; Aspergillaceae. The record is from RefSeq and is a predicted model, not a curated record. Gene Ontology annotation, cellular component: cytosol. Gene Ontology annotation, molecular function: zinc ion binding; fructose-bisphosphate aldolase activity. Gene Ontology annotation, biological process: glycolytic process; gluconeogenesis. Bases 1 to 1083 code for a protein of 360 amino acids.